This is a messenger RNA of Alosa sapidissima (American shad), 1440 nucleotides long. It is a transcript of the gene ccdc90b, whose product is annotated as coiled-coil domain containing 90B. The transcript is spliced from 9 exons. The record is from RefSeq and is a predicted model, not a curated record. NCBI's taxonomy places the organism in Eukaryota, Metazoa, Chordata, Actinopteri, Clupeiformes, Clupeidae. Gene Ontology annotation, cellular component: mitochondrion. Bases 370 to 1116 code for a protein of 248 amino acids.
UAAACGUUAAGCUGCUGUCAUCCUGUUAAAUAACUCCGGGUUAAGCAACGUAUAGGUCAUGUUUGUGAAAAGUUGUGAUGUUAUGUAAAAUACCUUUCUAAACUCAUUUAAGUCACUUUAACCUCACUGAGUGAUUGAACGCCCUGCCAUUACCCGUUUUCCUUGCUAGGAACUACUGCAAUCUAGCUAAUUAAGCACAGAUAGAAGCUGUACUGUUUACAAGUUAACGUUACACUUUCUUUUUGUUAAAAGUGCUUUACGUUACUGUCAGAUGACUUAAACAUAUAGGGGACUGGGACGUUGGUAGAAAAACUGACCAUCUUACGUCUGAAGGGCUGAAUUCAAUUUUGCUCUGUCUUGAGGUUACUUAUGGCUACCCUUAGCAGACGUUUAGCAACUUUGUUUCGCUCAUGUGGUAUAUGCCCUCAGCGACAUCUUCCUAGCGGCAUACACGCUCGGUGGCUUCCAUCCGGGAAAGGCUUUCACACAACCACGACUGGAAAUUCAUACGAUGUAAGGAAAGUUGAGUUGACACCUUUGGAACAGAGAAAAUUAACCUUCGAUACUCAUGCACUGGUGAAGGAACUUGAAAGUAAAGGGUUUGCAAAGGAUCAAGCAGAAGUCGUCGUGGGAACUCUGGUGACUUUGACCACAGCCAACAUGGACAUUGUUUACAGAGAUAUGGUCACCACAGCGCAUCAGGAAAUUGCCCUGCAGCAGAUCAUGGCUCACCUGGACUCCAUAAGGAAAGACAUGGUGAUAUUGGAGAAGAGUGAAUUUUCUAACCUGCGCUCUGAAAACGCGAAAAUGAAAACAGAACUUGAACAAAUCAAGACUAGACUAAUGGAGGAAAGCCAGAAGAUCCGAGCCGACUCCAAACUGGAUAUCAACUUGGAGCGAAGCCGAGUGUCAGACAUGUUUACAGACCAGGAGAGGAAGCUCAUGGAAGUCGGAGCUGAGUUUCAGAAGAAGAACUCCGAUAUUGACCGCAGCACCAUGGAAACCACCAAGAAAAUUGACAUUGAAGUGGCGUCUCUGAAGACGCUGCUGGAGUCGCUCAAGUUGGACACGAUUCGCUACCUUGCAGGUAAGAGAUGGGAACGAUAUGGAAGGUAGUAUAAUGAUGUCAGUGAUUAGGACUCUCUCUCUGCUCCGGAGCUUUUAGAUUCUUCCAGCUUCUAUCCACCACAAAGUUCCUUUACACUUUGACUAGUAUUUAAAACGUCUGCUUUCUCAUCCUCUGGUAAUAGUGUCGAUUGAUUAAAAAUGAAUUCCUUCUGCACUGCAGCUUGACUGUUACUCCUCAUGUAAGAUGCUCCGUGUCUGCUAAAUGAAAAUGUGUAAAUGGCCUAUAAAAUGGAUAAACGUGUCUGCUAAAUGAAUAUGUGUAAAUGGCCUAUAAAAUGGAUAAACGUGUCUGCUAAAUGAAUAUGUUUUUGU